Messenger RNA from Plasmodium gallinaceum, 402 nucleotides. RefSeq names its product surface-associated interspersed protein (SURFIN), fragment. NCBI's taxonomy places the organism in Eukaryota, Apicomplexa, Aconoidasida, Haemosporida, Plasmodiidae. The transcript has a single exon. The record is from RefSeq and is a predicted model, not a curated record. Bases 1 to 402 code for a protein of 133 amino acids.
AUGACACUAUUAGAAGAAUUUAUGAAAGACGAAUGGCAAAAAGAAAAAGAAUAUUUUUUUAGAACAAUGAUGGAAGAGUUGAAAAUACAAGAAAAUUUAGAUGAACAUGUUAUCAUAUUGGAAAUAAAAAAAAAAAGAAGUAGGAAUGCUAUAUUAGAUAUUGAAAAAGUGGAAAUAGAAAAAUGGAAAAAGAAAAAAUGGUUUAUUGAGUUAAUGUUGGAAAUGAAUAACAAGGAAAAAACAUACAUAAAAGACGUAUAUAAAGAUAUGAUAGCAAAAAAUAAUGAAGAUAGAAUUAAAAAUCCCAUGUUAGAAAUGCAAAAAAUUAUAUGGAAAAAACACUGUGAAGAUAUUCAUAAGAGGUGGAUAGAAAAAAAUAAUAAGGAAAUUUUACAACACUAA